AAAAUAUUUACACACAUUUUUGUCAUUAUUGAUGAACUUAUAAAAGGACAUUUGAACAGUUUGAAUCAGUUAGUUGCUGAAAAUGAUUACUUUGGAGAUUUUCUUAGUGUUCUUGGCAGUUUUCCAGCCAAUUUUAGCUGACAACCAACCUGGUGACUCAGAACACCAUAUUCACCAAAAAGCCCAUCAUAAUUCUCAUAACAGAAGAUACAAUCAUCACUUAUUAAGACACCACAAAGGAUUGAAAGCUAGAGAAGCAGAGCCAGUAGUUUGUGAGAAUAUUUGUGAUGUUGAAUUACUUAUUGUGUCCAAAUGGCUUAACGGUACCCAAGAACUACAUUUUCUCUACGAAAUACUACCACCAUCGAUUAAAAAUGCAAUUUUAAAUAAAAUCAAACCAACUACAACAAAUCCUCUAACUACAACUCCUGGUAAUACUGGACCUACUUUGAACCCAGUUUCACUAUUCAAUGGAUCGCUACCUAUAGAUUUGGACAAGCUGUACAAUGCAACAGAAAAUUGGCCAAUUCUAUCGUAUUUAGCUAGAAUUUUUGCUCAUUUCUUAUCAAAUGCUCACGGAUUGAGUAAUUUGUUUGGCAUGUUUCCACAAUUUUGUAAUGUAUGGAAAAUUAUUGUGCAUGCUAUGAUUGAACAUUGCAGUAACAAUAUGGAAAUUUUCUUUGAUAAUCUCAAAGAACUAUUCGGUUUCAAUGGUAAUUCAACCGCUGGAAAUUUAUUCAACCUCACCCGUUGGGAGCAUAUAUUUCCACCUGCUGGCAUUGUAGAGGGAAUUGAGCAUGCCAUUAAUAAAUUCAAUUUAACUAAUUUUGGGGGAUGAUAAAAAAAAUAUUCCUAUGUGUAUGAUACAUAAAAAUCAAUUAUUUUAUCAUUAAAAUAAAAAUGUAGACAUACAUGUUUUGGAUAAUAACAGUGUUGUC
Molecule: messenger RNA, 938 nt
Organism: Ceutorhynchus assimilis (cabbage seed weevil)
Lineage: Eukaryota; Metazoa; Arthropoda; Insecta; Coleoptera; Curculionidae
Source: the annotation of a GenBank genome assembly